CGUCAACAGUUUUUACUGACUUUUGUAAGCGCAUAUUGCGGUGCGAAGUCCGGGAGAGAAGUUAAAUUCUCUAGGAUCCAACCGGUCAGCUGAAGCAAGGCGCACCAACGAGCAACAUGGAAUCCAUCUACGGGACCAACAAAAAAUAUCUGCAGAGUCUGACCGCGGGAAGUGAUUUUUACAGAUGUCCCAGCACAAUUAGACCGAUGGCAGCGGAGUACUCGUACCACAACACCAUGGGCCGCCGUUCGACACUGAUCGGCGGAGGAGUUGGUGGAGGAGGAGGAGGAGGCGGAGCACCUUACACCCACAUGAGCAAGUACUCCUACCCGACGGAUAUGAGCCUUAGUAGCCAUUACGGGUACACUUCCUGGGGUUUAUGGCGCGGCGACAAUCGGAAUCUGUCUUCGUCAAUGUACGGCAAGAAGCAAAAGAACUUCAGAUCCGUCCCCGUGCUGCUGCUGUCGGUCGCUUUCAUAGUGGUCCUUGCCAUACUCUGCGUGGCCGGGCUGGCGUUCUAUUUGAGCGCGUUCAAGACGGAUCUCAGCGAUUCCAUCCUCGUCUUCGACUGCACGUUCCGGGUGACCCGGGGGGACAUUUACACGACCGGGCUGCGCUCGAAUCACACCUCGGUCUUUCGGCAGAAGUCAUUGUUCUACGAGCGGCUCGUCAGCACAUCGCUGGAGCAGAGCGGCCUAACGGUGUCCCGCACGGAAAUUAUGGACUUUGGCGACGGGCCAACGAUAGUGCUGAACUUUCGCGUCUUUCUCGACAUGAGGAAGAUUAAAAUAACGAUUAAUAAUGUGGAGGAGCACAUUCGACAGGCGGUGCUCAGUGAGCUUGCCAAUCCACACUCACACUUCCGGAACAUCAGAGUUGAUCCGGAUUCGAUUGAAAUUAAACGGUUGCUGGAUAAGAAUGUGCUACGGAUGGCAUUCAUGAUGAAAGAAGAGCCUUUGCCGCCGCCGGUCAAACCGUUGGAGGACCGCGCUGGAGCAGCAAAAAAGUCCGGCGUAAUUGAGAAAACCAUCCACAAGUUCACACCAAAAGUUGCCACAUCGACCGUCCCUUCGACAGGGCUUAGCGAGCGGAAGCAACCGCUGGAACAGCCACUGCAGCAUCAACAACAGCAGCAGGCGGACGGUGAAUCUGACAUUGACAUGGAUAAUUUACCGGUUAUACAAGGGUCAUUUGAAAUAACGAAAACAGAUGCGGAUAUCACCCAGAAGAGGAACAACAAUGUCAGCGGAGGGGUGGUGGCUAUGUCACAAGCGGUGUCCACCCUGAAACCGUUUGCCAUCAGCCCAGCUCAGUUGAAAGUCCGGGCUGGCGAGAAAAAGCCAAACGAAAACGUGAAGUCAUCGUACAUGGAGGAAAAAUUGUCCUCAUCCUACUCAUCUACGAUGCGACCAAGCACUGAAGCCAAACCGAAAUAUGAACCGGGAACGGCUAAGAUUGAAAAAACUGACAAACAUGGCGCGACAACGAAGAAAAUUAAAACUAGUUCUAGUAGCCGUGGUACGUCAUAUACGAAGCGGACUACCGCGGGCACAUCGACCACUGUUCCGACGACAACGGCCAGCACAACUACCACGGCCAGGACGACGCUGAAAACUACUACAAGCUUUCCAUCGACCCCGCCAUCGUCUGUCGAAUCGGCAACAGAGACUAGCCUAGCAGAUUACGAUCUGCAGACGGACUAUCCGAUUUACGACCGAAAUGACACGCCAUUGGAGAACUUUUUGCAGGCUAUCAUCAACGAUAGCCUGCCGGAUGAGCUAGCUGUCGCUCAGAACCGGAUGGACGAAAACAUUCCAAAGUUGGACGUCAGCUUGUUCACCAGUGCACCAAUUUUGGACAAACAACCGUGGCAACCGAUUCGUCCAACGAAUCCGAAAGAAAUUCCAUUGCAUAAAUUCGUCCCACCCAAACCAGUGAAAAAGAAACCCACCUUAGCCGAAGAGAUCCGCUACCGAAACAAGAACAGUGACAUCGAAAGUGCCCUGUACACGGAGAACCCAGUCGGACAUAUCUACUACCAGAGCUACACCAAUCCUAGUUUCGGUUCUUCCACGCUGGGAAUCGAACCGUUAGGUGUGGUUGAUGUCAAACCGUACCCGCUUCCGGUGGAUAAGAUUUCCAUUGGGCCCGUUCCUGAUUUUAAGUACAUAACACCGACGGCAAUUAGUUUGGGCGAAAAGGUACUGAACUACACUAUGGACGAUAAGAAAUUUGAACACUUGGGUGGUGGAGUGAUUGCUAAAAAACCGGAUAACAAAACUACACCGUAUCGGACGACCACGGAAAGCAUGAAGACCAGUGUUAUUACGGUAACUCCAAUCUACGUGACUAGUAGCAGGGAGAAUGUGGCUAACUCGACGGAAGAUUAUGUUGAGUACUAUCAGGGAGAAGGUUUGAAUUAUACGGAGACAACCACCACAGUGAAUGGACUGAACGAGUCGUCGGAUUACGGAUUGGAUGUUGAGUCAAGAAUAAGCCCGGAUGAUGAUUUGUACACGACAGAUGUUAUCACAACAUCUACCAUGGGAGGUCUCAGUGCGGAGAAAUUGACCGAGGUAGCGUUUGAUUCCGGUUCGAGUGAAUCUUUAUUUACGACUACAGAUCAGCCGGAGGACACGACAACGUCAUCGACCACAGAAAUGGUGGUCACCAGUUCGGAACCAACUACGGAACAGCAGAAGACCACAACCGGCAAGCGAACAACAUUCGUGGAAAUUGAAACUUUGAAGUAUAAUCCGACCACAACGAUGGCAACGGCUUCGGCAACAGUUCCCGAGCUGUUCCCAAUCAACAAGUGGGAAUUCGUGAAUGGAUCUCGCGUAACUGCAUCUAAUAGUCAGUCCACACGAAAAGUUUUCAACGAAACCCUACAAGCUUUGGUCGUCGAGAACGUCCAACUGACAACCACACUGCCAAGCGUCAAGAUUGAAGCUCUGAAGAUCAAACACAAUAGCACUACCAACCUACAGAAUUUAUCUGUCAUCUUUGACACAUUAGCUUCCAAGCUGGGUAUCCAAACGGAGUCGUCGAGUAAAAAUCCGCCAUUUUCAUCUCUUUCAAAAAUUAAAAAUCAGCUCAAGAGUUCACCCACUCGCAGUUCGUCUAAGAACCGAACACGAACCACCACGCGACCCAAACGCAAGAAGAACAAAAACACCAGACGAACAUCGACAACCACUUCGACUACGGUUGCUCCCGAACCGACAACCACAACUACAUCGACAACAACAAACACCCCGAUCUACGACACCACUCCACUCGCUAAACUCAUCCCCACCGUCACCAGUGAAGACCUAGCGGAUAUCGUUCCGGUCAUGAUAUCUCCAACCUCCGAGUACUCCUCCGAACAGUACAUCGGUCAGGCUGAGGUUGAAGUCAUCGAUCCGAACAAGUACGAAGAAAUGCUCCGACUGCUAGCGACGACCCCAUCCGGGGCGGUACGCUACGCAACGACAACGGCACCUCCCUCGAGUCUGGUCACACUCCUGCCAGCCAAAUCCAACUCCGGUAUCAAGAACUUUCGGCCAAAACUAAAGCAAAAGCAGCGUCCAACGAAAACCACCGGCAGCUCGUUAGCAGCUCAUAAUCACCCGCAGUUGCUUACCGCUGAAGUACUGGCCACUGACCAACGGGACGGAACGAGUCAGGAAUCAAAAUUAAUGAAUGCAAGCAAAAGUGUUGCUGCAGGCAUCGACGGCAAUCGGAAUGAUGACAAUGUUGACGAGCGCGGCGGUGGCGGCGGCGGCGGCAGCAGGGAAGGUGAUGGGGAGGGCGAUGGCGGCGGACGUGGAUUUAACAACCAAAACGAUAAUAAAAAUAAUACAAUGGUGGAAACGGUGGUUAGGGCCAGUAUGCGCUUCGAAUCAUAAUAAAAAAAACGAGAUGCUGCUGGAAUGUGCUGUGAGCUCUCCCCGGAGUCGGCCAACGGCGGCGGAUGUGGACGGGGAUUCCCUGUGGAUGGAUUGGUUGGUGUGUGAGAAAGGGGGAGAGGGGGUGGAAUUUUGUGCAUUGUGAUGCACGUUUUGGGGACGAAUGAAUGCAAAAGUUCGCUGCGAGCGACUGAACUGGACGGAUGAACGAGUUGGUGUCGGGAAAUUGGGAAAACCGUAAGGAGGAAGGUAGCCUCCGUGGACUUAAAAAAUGUGAUUCUAUAUACACGAAAGGAGAUAUAUUCAGCUCGGAAUGGCACAGUCGGGGUUGGGGUUGUUCUCGUGUUUCGUCGAAGUUGUGUCAUUUUAUUUUUGAUAGUUGCUCUCUUUUAAUAAAUAUUCGACAUUUAACUGGAUGUCCUAUCAGGUUUUAAGAAGUGCAUUGACUGGGUAAAUCACUAAGGCAGCGGGUAAAUGAUUCGCAUUCUAAUCAAAUCAGUAGACCUAUUGAAACUAGUGAAAAUUUGCAAAGUUUCAACCAAUUCAAUAUCACACCAAGGAAUUAUUUCUAGCGCUUGAGAUUAUUUUGUUCAGCGCGGUCAUUCUCCGACGACUGCACAACUAGUAUUAGUAUUCACACUCAGAGAACUACCCCAUUUCGAAGCAAUCCCGGUCAGCGGAACCACCGCAAGAGACAUUUCGUCCGUCCGUCUAACCAGCAACAGCUGUGUACCAGUACGAACGAUUGUGAAAUGUUGGUAGGACCACUUAAGCUUACAAAAAGGGGAACCGGCGACAACGGCAACAAUUCAAACACUCGCGGGAAAAAUGCUCUUGCCAGUGCAGGCGCGGAAACGUUGUGUAACCGAACGAUAACGAACCCAGAACGGUGCGGGAGCUGCUAAUGAAAUCUCCAUUUUAAUAAAAAGGGAAACCUCACUAUUAUAAUAUAAAAAGGGAUACAAAUUGUACGAUUCAUAUCCAAUCUGGUGGAUGUGGAGACGCGUGGUACUUUAGUAUGUUUAAGGGAUUUUACAGUUAAGCAAACAGGCUAGACUAUUGUAUUCUUAUACACCUGAGAUUUUCUCGAAAAAUUUAUUCUUAGUGCUACACCUUAGUUCUAUUCUGUGUACUUUUUUUAAGACUGAUCGUAUAGAAAUGAAAGAAUUGAUCGUAUGUGACAUCAUAUCUUUUGGUUACCCUCGUGUGCGAUCGCUUAAAUUGAAGAUAAUAAAUCGUAAGCAACUAUUCGUUGACAGUUUUUUGUCCCGAAACGUAGAGUUAAAGGUGCUGUUAUUCGAACAAAACUAAGGUGAAAGAAUAGGUUAUUCGAAUUUUAGUUUUCAAUCCAUAAUUUUAAGAAGUCUUAGCUUAAACGGAAUUUUAUGUGA
Molecule: messenger RNA, 5281 nt
Organism: Topomyia yanbarensis
Lineage: Eukaryota; Metazoa; Arthropoda; Insecta; Diptera; Culicidae
Product: mucin-2
Exons: 5
Coding region: 117-3890 (1257 amino acids)
Source: RefSeq, a predicted model, not a curated record